Messenger RNA from Dothidotthia symphoricarpi CBS 119687, 1483 nucleotides. RefSeq lists its product as uncharacterized. Bases 74 to 1483 code for a protein of 469 amino acids. NCBI's taxonomy places the organism in Eukaryota, Fungi, Ascomycota, Dothideomycetes, Pleosporales, Dothidotthiaceae. The transcript is spliced from 3 exons. The record is from RefSeq and is a predicted model, not a curated record.
CCUUUGAGCGACGGUUUCCGCAACGUCACGCGCGUAUCUCUCAGUGCAAUUUACGAGAGUUGUGAACAUCGACAUGGUACGACCAGUAUCCAGUAUGCCGUACUGGCAAGGCCUCAUCGUCACUGUUCUAUCUGUCUCGCAGCUCGCCACCUUCGGUUUUGCGCAAGAUGCUGCUUCGUCCACACCAGUUGUGACUUCUUCACCGUCCAUCACCUCGGCGAACACACCGAGUUCCACCAGUUCAGCACCGCCCCAGAUACACACAAUCCAAGUCGGACUGGCAGACCACAAGAUGAAGCCUGAAGUCACCGUCGCGAAUGUUGGGGAUAUCGUAGAGUUCCGUUUCUACCCUCUAAACCACAGCGUCGUACGCGCAGAAUUUGAAUAUCCGUGCAUCCCGUACGAGAUGACGGGGUCAAGCAAAAAGGGCUUCCACUCGGGUUUCUUCCCAGUAGACAAAGUCCUCCCCAAUCCACCAAUGUACAGCAUAGACAUAAACGACACGCUCCCCAUAUUCUUCUACUGCUCCGCCCCCGGCUCCUGCAUAACCUACGGCAUGGUCGGCGUCAUCAACCCCCCAGCCAACAACAGCAUCGACCGCCAACGCCAACUCGCGCUCGACAGCAGCUACAUGCUCCAACCAGGCGAGCCCUUCCCCGCCGAAUCCCCCUUACCGUCAAACCUCCCCCCAUCCAUACCCUCCUCCCUGCCCACCACCACCAGCAACCAAGGCGAAAAAGCCUCAAAGCACGGCCUAGCAGCCGGCGCCAUCGCCGGCAUCGUCGUAGGAAGCGUCGCUCUCCUACUCCUCGGCGCCCUGCUAUUCUACUUCUGGGGCCGCAAUAAAGCGCUCAAAGACGAGGUGGACCGCACGCAAUCCACUAUACACCGACGCAUGAGUCCCGUCCCCACGGCUGGGUUUCCCAUCCAUCACCAUCACCAGCAACAAAUGCAGAGUAGUCAAAGCGCGCCGCUCAAUGCGCAGAACCCGUCUUCAACGGUCUACCAGCACUACACCCCUCAGAAAUACACAAACGCUUCCGUGGCUCAAACGCCUACCCCCCCUCCCCCUCCGUCUUCGCUAGCCCACCCGUCUUACCCACAUAUGCAUACACACUCACCCUCCCCCCCACCAGGCAUGCACUUCAUCCCGCCUCCCCCCCACCACCUCCAACACACGCCCACGCACACGCGGGACCAAAGCCUAGAAAUAAGUCCCAUGAUGGGGUACCACGACACGCACAGCCACAACGCGUCGCACUCGCGGACGCCGACGCUGGAGAGCGGUGCCCCGUGGUCGGCGGCGCCGACGUAUGUGCAUUACGGCGAGGGCGUUGUGCCGGCGCCGGCGUACGAGGAGAAUGCGCAUGCGGCGGCGCUGGCGCAGGAGCCGGUGGAGAUGGAUGGGGAGGGGCGGGCGGUGGGGGGGAGGGAGAGGGGGGGCGAGGAGGCGGGGAAGAGGGAUUCGUUUGGGAGGGGGUGA